Orcinus orca (killer whale) is the source of this 6105-nucleotide messenger RNA. Its product is annotated as protein FRA10AC1. Gene Ontology annotation, biological process: dephosphorylation. Lineage: Eukaryota; Metazoa; Chordata; Mammalia; Artiodactyla; Delphinidae. The transcript has 14 exons. Bases 198 to 1106 code for a protein of 302 amino acids. Gene Ontology annotation, molecular function: phosphatase activity. The record is from RefSeq and is a predicted model, not a curated record.
GGCUACGCAGUCGGGGCGACGGGUCUGGUGCCGCAGCAGCUCGCUCAGGCCGUGGGUCGUCGCUGCAGACUCGGGCAGAGGAGGGAACAACGACUCAGCGGGAGCACUUGGCAGAGGAGGGGAAGGGAUUCAGAAGACACCCCGCGUCUCCCUUCUCGAAUUUCUCUUGGUUCCUGUCAGUUGAUUCGUAGCCUGAAAUGCAUGGUCAUGGAGGCUAUGACUCUGAUUUUAGUGAUGAUGAACACUGUGGAGAAUCUAGCAAAAGGAAAAAAAAGACAGUUGAAGAUGAUGUACUGCUCAAAAAACCAUUUCAGAAAGAAAAACAUGGAAAGGUGGUCCAUAAGCAAGUUGCAGCAGAAUUGCUGGAUAGGGAAGAAGCAAGAAAUAGAAGGUUUCAUCUCAUAGCUAUGGAUGCUUAUCAAAGGCAUACAAAGUUUGUAAAUGACUAUAUUUUAUACUAUGGUGGCAAAAAAGAAGACUUCAGGCGAUUGGGGGAGAAUGACAAAAUAGACAUGGAUAUUAUACGAGAAAAUCACAGAUUCCUAUGGAAUGAGGAGGAUGAAAUGGACAUGAAUUGGGAGAAGAGACUUGCAAAGAAAUACUAUGAUAAAUUAUUCAAGGAAUACUGCGUAGCAGAUCUCACCAGAUACAAAGAAAAUAAGUUUGGAUUUAGGUGGCGAGUAGAAAAAGAAGUAAUUUCAGGGAAAGGCCAGUUUUGCUGUGGAAAUAAACGUUGUGAUAAAAAAGAAGGCUUAAAGAGUUGGGAAGUUAAUUUUGGUUAUAUUGAGCAUGGUGAAAAGAGAAAUGCGCUUGUUAAAUUAAGAUUAUGCCAAGAAUGUUCCUUUAAAUUAAAUUUUCAUCACAGGAGAAAAGAAGUCAAGUCAAAAAAAAGAAAGGAUAAAACCAGAAAAGAUUGUGAAGAGUCAUCACAUAAAAAAUCCAGAUUAUCUUCUGUAGAAGAGUCCUCUAAGAAAAAGGAUAAAGGAAGCUCUGAUGAGGAAGGAAGUACUUCAGAAUCUGAACUUUGGAAGGGCCCACUACCAGAGACAGAUGAAAAAUCACAGGAAGAAGAAUUUGAUGAAUAUUUUCAAGGUUUAUUUCUGUGAGAUGGAAGAGGGAUGCGUACAUUCCUUAAUGUGAAAGUAUACUUUGAAACUCUUCACAAAAUUUUGUCUACAAGUUGCAACUUGAGUGGUUUGUCUUUGGAAAUAAAAAUCCAGCUACUCUCAGGAUGUCAGAUGCUUUGGAAGUUUUUCAGUUUUAUUGGAGGCACUUUUCCCUGUAUAUCUUUUCAGUUGUUUGUCUACAACUCUGUUCCAUCUGUAGCUCCUAAAGUAUGGACCUAGUACAUCCUCUAGUACAGAGAUCCAUUGUGCCUAUAUUUUUGUAGGGUUUUUUUUUCCCCCACUGAUUCACAUUUAUGUUCCCUUGCCUCAGCUUAAACUUUUAGGAUUAUUGGGGUUUCACAAAAUUACAAAGUAGAUUAAGUAUGUCUUCGAGUACCCCUCUUUUGAGUACCUAGUUUGUCAUUAGCUGCCUUUUCCUUUUUUGCUUACAUUUCUCUUGCUUCCAUCUCACCUCUACCACUUAACGGAGUUUGUUAUUAAUCAAAUUUGAUUCCCCAGUGUAUGGGUAAUUUAUUAUAAACUAAAUUAAUACCACAGGGGGCCAAAUGAGAUUCCAGUAGUCUAAAACAGCAGAUGUGUUCAUGAAACUUGACUCUUAGCAGAGAUUAUACAGUAACAUAAUUUAACUGAACAAUACUGUGUGCAUAGAGCUUGUCUCAGAUACAGUCAUACAGAUAUGGAUAUAUUUAUAUGCAGAGAUAUAUUGUAAAAUGUAACUUUUUUUUAUAAAUUUAUUUAUUUUUGGCUGCAUUGGGUCUUUGUUGCUGCACGUGGGCUUUCUCUAGUUGCGGUGAGCAGGGACUACUCUUCGUUGCAGCGCGCGGGCUUCUCACUGCGGUGGCUUCUCGUUGUGGAGCAUGGGCUCUAGGUGCACGGGCUUUAGUAGUUGUGGCACUUGGUCUCAGUAGCUGUGGCUCGCAGGCUCUAGAGAGCAGGCUCAGUAGUUGUGGAGCAUGGGCUUAGUUGCUCCGUGGCACGUGCGAUCUUCCUGGAGCAGGGAUUGAACCCAUGUUCCCUGCAUUGGCAGGGGGAUUCUUAACCACUGUGCCACCAGGGAAGUCCAAAAUGUAACUUCUUAAUUUGGGGUUCAUACCCACAAGAGUCAAUGGAUGUGCUUCAGGAAAUCUAAACACUCCUAGAAUCUAUGUGUAAACUUCUGUAAUUAUGUGUGUGUUUUGGGGAAAGGGUCCAUAGUUUUCAUCAAAUUUUCAAAAGGAUAUAUUGAUUUUUUUUUCAAAAGGUCAGACCCAUUUUUGUAAACAGCCAAGAGAUGAAUAGAGGAGAAGAUGCAUGAUUUGGUGAGUAAGAGAGGACCUGUAAAAAAUGAUUGUACCAUUCCAAUUAUUUUGUUGAAGAUAUGCUAUUUUAAAUGACAUUUAGACAUGGAAUGAUUGGCAUUAAAUGUAAAAUAGGCAAUUAUAGUAUCUUAUUUUUAAAUAGUGUCAGAGAUUAUCUUUUUAUUAAACAGUUGUUAUUCAUUAAAUAUCAUGCUUCUGUUAUGUGUGAGACACUGUGCUACAAAAGUAUCUAGGAAAUAAUUAUGCAGUCAUUUCUAAACCAUCAGAAAACAGUAAAUCAGUGUUGGUUUAUUAACCAACAGAUAAGUGAACAAUUUUGUUUUGUCGUUUUCAGCUCACAACUUUUAGUGAAAAAGAAUCUUGAUUUCUGAGGAAAGUAUUGAAAUGUCCAGCAGCAAAACUGAUAUUAGUAAUAGAAUAUAUGAAGCUAAAACAUUUUAUGAUAAAAAUAGUUUAUUGGUCAUCAGAAAAUAAAAUUCCUGCAAAACUAAACAGUGACUAGGAAGAAUAUUUAAAGACCCUUUUAAAAUAGAUCCAUAUAUUUGGUAUUGCAAGUAUGGUUUAUGGACAUUAAGUUCAUUUAUAAAUUUAGAUCAUUAUAUGUAAUCAGUGUUUAAUCCAUUCAUACACAAUGGCAGAUAAUGGGAGUCAUAUUUUAAAGGAGUCUUUGAAAAGGCCUCAAGAUGAUGCGUUUAAAGAUUUCUUUUAAUUUAAUUUUUAUUUUAUAUUAUAGUUGACUUACAGCACUGUGUUAGUUUCAGGUGUACAGCUGAGUGAUUCAGUUAUACAUAUACAUAUAUCCAUUCUUCUUCAGAUUCUUCCCCCGCAUAGGUUAUUACAGAAUAUUGAGUAGAUUUCCCUGUACUAUAUAGUAGGCCCUUGCUGAUUAUCUAUUAUCUAGAGUUUAAACAUUAAUUCUCCAGCAGACCUAUCUUAAUCUUGGCUGUAGUGUAGUCAGUGGUGUUCAGCGGACCAUAGGUUUGGGAUAUAAAGUUAUGCUUUCUUAUACUUGCUCUUAAGCAAAGUUCCUAUUUUUGCAGACCUCCUCAUCUCUGCCCCUCAGUUCGUUUUCUAGUGAAUGAGGAGAGGAAGUUGUUUGAGCUGACUGAUAUUUUGGGGUCUAAAAUUAUAUAAGGCUUAAAGGAAGAGGGUUUCUUAUACAGUUUCUAAAAUAAUCCUAGAAGUGUGGUUUCAAAAUUAUUUUAAGCAAUGAAAAUAAGAUGUACAUAUAUCACCAAAGGUGAUAACAUAUAGACAAGGAUCAUUUGGGUGUAUAUACUGAGUUUUUUUCUCCCUAAAGAUAUUUUAUUAACUUCCAGGCACUCUUCAUUUAUAUCUGUUUGUUACAAUAUUUAUUCAAAAUAUUAUUCAUUCAUGUUUACUGAGUGCCUGCCUUGUGCCAGGCACUACUCUAAGUGUGAGCAUAGCAAUGUGAACAAAGCAGACAAAAAGAGGCAAAAAAUCUUUCCUCUCGUGAACCUUAUAUUCUAAUAUGAGAGGAAGAAUCUUAUAAUUCUAAAGUAACUGACUUACUUGUAAAAAUAUAACAAAUGGUGAUUUAUUUCUCAACUGCUUAAAACUGAACACUAUCUUCUCUAUAACAAAACAUUUGAGGUUCAGAGACCAAUUCAUUAUAAUUUAGAUAUGUUUUACAAGGAAAUCUGUGGUAUAAAUAUUUGGUCUGUUUUAUAAUUUGGUCAUUACAGAUAAGAAAGAAAUCUUCUCUGAUGUACAGAUGUGUACCAUGUAGUAGAAGUAGUUGAUUAGUUUCUCUUGACAAGUCAGUAUUUAGAAUUCCUGGUAGACAGUCCUAGUAAUUUUUUUUUUUUUUUUUUGCGGUACACGGGCCUCUCACUGUUGUGGCCUCUCACAUUGCGGAGCACAGGCUCAGCGGCCAUGGCUCAUGGGCCCAGCCGCUCCGCGGCAUGUGGGCUCUUCCCGGACCGGGGCAUGAACCCGUGUCCCCUGCAUCAGCAGGCAGAGUCUCAACCACUGCGCCACCAGGGAAGUCCCCUAGUAAUCAUUUUUAAAAGUAAUCUCUGUUAAAAGUCCUUCUGAACUGUUUUUGAUAGUAAAGUUUUUGCAUAAUCAAAUCACAUGCUUCUUAAUAAUGCAUAAUAUUUAUUAGCUGAUUUAACUUGCAUUAGGAUUAUCCAGGUAAUGUCUUAUAAAUUGAUAAUUCUUUCAGUGAGAAGAAUAGUUCUGAAUGUAAGAAUGUAUUCUUAGUUACACAUAAAAUAAUUGAUUUCAGACUUGGGGGAAAGGAUGGGUGUAGGAUGACGAUGUACUUUUAAGCUGCUACAAGUGGUGUGGUCUUUAUUAUCAAGGGUAAAAAGUGGAGGAAAGAAGCAUUUCAGAUGGAAUAACAUUUAACAUCCUUUUUCUUUGUUUCUUAUAUAGUACUUACAUACGUUACACAUUCUAUACUCUAUUUACUCUUACAUUAAGACAUGUUGACGAGAGACUUUUGAUUCAGGAAGGGAUGUGAGGUGUGAAUCAUUAUUAUUAAUGUUUUGGUUGAAUUGUGUCCCAUCUGAAAUUCCUAUGUUGAAAUCCUGACCACGGUACCUUAGAAUGCAGCUGUAUUUGUAGAUAGUGCAUUUAAAGAGGUAGUUAAGGUAAAAUGAGGUCAUAUGAGUGGGUCCUAAUCCUGUAUGAGUGGUGUCCUUAUAAGAAGAAUGAGGAUGCAGACCCACAAGAGGGAAGACUGAAGACCAGUUGAAGACACAGGGAGAAAGAAGAUGGCCAUUGACAAGCCAAGGAGAGAGGCAUCACAAGAAACCAACCCUGCCAGCACCUUAAUCUUGGACUUCUAGUCUCCAGAAUUGUGAGAAAAUAAAUUUCUGUUGUUAAAGCCACCCAGUCUGGGGCAUUUUGCUGUAAGUAGCCCUAGUAAAUGAAUACAGUUAAUAAGAACCUUUAAAAAAAAAAAAAUUGGUGACUAAUUUCAGGAUUAUAUUAUUUUUAAUUUAAAACAAAUUGGCACCAAAAAUGCACUUAUUUUUGUCUUAUUUUGCACUUCUGUUGAACUUUAUUUUACCCUCAGGGCUUUUAGACUAGCAGUAUAUUUUCUCAUGCUAGUCACAGGGUAGCUUUUCUGAAGAUUCUCUUACUCUGUUAGUUGAUGGUUUGAUGAAUGAAAUUUGCUGAUGUUCUUUUGAAUGUUUUCUUGUUGUCUUCAAAUGUAGAAACAAUAUUUGAAAUUUAGGCCAGUUGGACUGUAUUACAGCAUUAGACAUGUUUUGGACUUUUUGUCAUCACCACCACCUCCUGAAUCUUCUGCAGCUAGUAAAAAGGAGAAAAGCAGUAUUAUUGGGAGUCAGUGGAUAUACAGUGUUUUUUCCUAAUAUUAGUGUAACUUUAUAGCCUACUUCAUUAACCUACAGCAAGUACUAAGGGUUUGACCAUUUAAAAACUUGAAUUCAUAUUCAGAAUUAGUCCAUUUAGAAAAUAAAAUCUAAUAAAUGAUUAGCCAGUUAACGUCUCAGUUUCACAGAAGAACCACUGAACUAUGCAAUCCGGGAAUCUGAGUUGUUGCUUCGUGCCAAGCACAAAGCUUGUUGCCUGGAGAUAAAAUAAUAUUAGUUUACAGAGACUUCUCAGUGUAGUAGGAAAAAAAUUUGGAAGUAAUUUUUUAUGUAAAUAAGGAUAGAAGAUCCAUAUCCAAUAUACUGAAAACU